AUGCCUCCCCAAAUUAAGCAUGAUUUGAACAGAUCCGGCUGGGAGUCUACAGACUUCCCAUCCGUCUGUGAGAACUGCCUUCCCGAAAAUCCCUACGUGCAGAUGAUCAAGGAAGAUCAUGGCGCAGAAUGCAAGAUCUGCACGCGUCCCUUCACUAUCUUCCGUUGGAAGGCCGAUCGGACCUCCCGCCAAAAGCGAUCCAUUAUCUGCCUCACAUGUGCGCGCCUGAAGAACUGCUGUCAAUGCUGCAUGCUAGAUUUGUCGUUCGGUCUUCCGCUUGCCGUCCGCGAUGCUGCUCUCAAAAUGGUCGCCCCAGGACCGGAAAGUUCCAUCAAUCGCGAGUAUUACGCGCAAAACAACGAGAAAGAAAUCGAAGAGGGACGUGGUGCCAUCGAAGAAUACGAAAAGACAGACGACAAGGCUCGCGAGCUUUUGCGACGCCUUGCAAACAGCGAACCAUAUUACCGCAAGCCCCGACGAAUCGAAGCACCUGCCGAGGAAGAGAAAGUAGAGGAGGGUACGGCGACGGAUCAACCACGAACGAACAGCCGCUAUGGAAAUGGGCCCGGUCCGGUUCGUACUAGUGAAAGCCGUGUCGGGAACCGCCUUCCAGGCCGUGGAGGACGAGGUGGUGGCCGUGGUGGUCGCCCAUUCCCCAGUACCACCCAGUUGCCGCCUUCGGCUGCAGAUAUUCUUCCCCCUACAGAUCCCAAUGUCACUUCCUUGUUUAUUACAGGCGUGGAAGACGAUCUCCCUGAACAUGCGCUCCGCACGUUUUUCAGCGAAUUCGGCCAGCUUCGGUCGCUUAUUUGCUCCCACCGCUCCCACUGUGCUUUCAUCAACUACGUCAACCGCGCGGACGCCGAAACCGCCGCAAACCACUGCCAAGGAAAGGCCAUCAUUCGAGGCUGCCCUCUGCGUGUCCGCUGGGGAAAGCCGAAGCCGCUGGAUAACUUAGACCGUGAGGAGAGAAUGCAAAAUGCCCGCGAGGGUCGCCAGACUGUGGGAUCGGUUGGCAAAGGUAAACAGGCAGACAGACGAGCCAUUACGUCUGCAGGCGAGACUGCUGGCCAGGAGAAAGCUCAACCUCAUGUUGUUGCACCGCCCCCUGGAUCGGGUGAGGUCCACUACGCCAGCAUGAAUGGCGAUUGA
This is a messenger RNA of Penicillium egyptiacum, 1152 nucleotides long. The record is from the annotation of a GenBank genome assembly. NCBI's taxonomy places the organism in Eukaryota, Fungi, Ascomycota, Eurotiomycetes, Eurotiales, Aspergillaceae.